CAGGGCUCCACUAACAACCCGAGAGCUGAGAUGUCUUGAGGCACAGCCUCAGUGUAGGAGGAUAUCUGCCCCAACCACUAGAGAGAAAAGGAAGCAAAACCAGGUCAGAUUGCAACAGCCAAUACACUUCCUUCAUGCUCUGCUCUCGGAACAUGGCGACCAGCAGAAAGAAGCUUCACUGUGGAGAGGUGCCCUCGCGGGGGAGGCCUACCACAGUGCAGGCAUGCCACAGAGGGUAGGAGCUCAGGGGACGCAUGGGUUUGCAUGUCUUCAGAGAAGAAUAGCUGCUGUGCGCCCCCAGCCUAUCUGCAGAAGGACUCAUCAGGGGCCAUCAUGGGCUCUGUGAAUUCCAGAGGUCACAAGGCAGAGGCCCAGGUGGUAAUGAUGGGCCUCGACUCCGCUGGCAAGACUACAAUCCUGUACAAACUGAAAGGGAACCAGCUGGUAGACACACUACCCACUGUUGGUUUUAAUGUAGAGCCUCUUGAGGCUCCUGGACAUGUGUCACUGACUCUCUGGGACAUUGGGGGACAGAGCCAACUCAGGGCUACCUGGAAGGACUACCUGGAAGGCACCGACCUCCUUGUGUACGUGCUGGACAGCACAGAUGAAGCCCGCUUGCCUGAGGCAGUGGCUGAGCUCAAGGAAGUCCUGGAAAACCCCAACAUGGCCGGCGUCCCUUUCUUGGUACUGGCCAACAAACAGGAGGCUCCUGAUGCUCUGCCGUUGCUUGAAAUCAGAAACAGGCUGGGCCUGGAAAGGUUCCAAGACCGUUGCUGGGAGCUGCGGGCUUGCAGCGCUCUCACGGGGCAGGGGCUGCAGGAAGCCCUCCAGAGCCUGCUGCACUUGCUGAAGUCCUGCUGAAAUGCGGUAACCUUUGCCUCCAGGCUGGAGCAGGACAGGGAGGGAGCAGGGUCAGCCGGACGCCCUGGGCAGGCAGAGCAGCUUAUCCUUGCUUCUGUGAACAGCAGGAGCCAGCUAAUCAGUGAGUAAGUGAAGCUCGGUUUGCCACAUGAGAAACCACAAUUGUCUCGGACAGGAUAUUUACUUCUCAGGACUUAUUCUCAGUGGCAGUUUAUGCUGAAAAUCAAUGGUCCGUCAAGUAACAACAGUCAGAGGGAAUAUAAAAUCCUUAGAAUUCCCCGUGUAACAGCUCAGUACCAAGUGUCAACUCGUAACAAAGUUGGUGACAUAAUAAUUGAUGUCCAAGUUCACAAAUGAAAAGAGGUUUCAAAACUGCAUCUGAGUGUCACUGGACCUAUGGCUGUCAUCAGGAGUGACUCUUCCUGUUCACCUCUAGCUGUGUUAACAGCAGUGAGGGGCAGGUUUGCUCCCACAGUACUGCUCCCAUGGGGCCCUUGAUCCUCCCAGAAUUCCCCCUGCUCUCCAACUCUGACUAACUCUUCUCUGUCCUACAUCCUCUGUUGUAAAAGGUAAAAUAAAACUCCACUUAUACUCUC
Messenger RNA from Apodemus sylvaticus (European woodmouse), 1460 nucleotides. It is a transcript of the gene Arl11, whose product is annotated as ADP ribosylation factor like GTPase 11. Gene Ontology annotation, biological process: vesicle-mediated transport; intracellular protein transport. The record is from RefSeq and is a predicted model, not a curated record. Bases 265 to 864 code for a protein of 199 amino acids. Gene Ontology annotation, molecular function: GTP binding; GTPase activity. Lineage: Eukaryota; Metazoa; Chordata; Mammalia; Rodentia; Muridae. Gene Ontology annotation, cellular component: cytoplasm. The transcript has 2 exons.